Messenger RNA from Mytilus californianus (California mussel), 7019 nucleotides. RefSeq lists its product as uncharacterized. The transcript has 18 exons. Gene Ontology annotation, biological process: mitotic G2 DNA damage checkpoint signaling; response to ionizing radiation; regulation of DNA-templated DNA replication initiation. NCBI's taxonomy places the organism in Eukaryota, Metazoa, Mollusca, Bivalvia, Mytilida, Mytilidae. The record is from RefSeq and is a predicted model, not a curated record. Bases 109 to 5190 code for a protein of 1693 amino acids. Gene Ontology annotation, molecular function: chromatin binding. Gene Ontology annotation, cellular component: nucleus.
ACCGGAAGUGGAUACCGAGGGAAAAUGGCGGCGCCAAAUAUGAUUUCCAAAAACAAAAAAGCAAAAUGACAAGAAUUCCAAUAACAACUGAAUAUACCGGAAUGAAAAAUGUCAUCAACAAGUCAAAACUGUCAAGCAGUCUUCCUAAUAGAUACUUUUUCAGAAGAUGCUCUUGAUAUUUCUUUGCAAUAUUCAAGAACGCUUACUUUGUCUAUUUUCCGAAUCUUAUGUCAUCUCUCUGCUGAUUUUCCUCAGAAUACAAAACAGAAAAGAACAAAGCACAAUUUACUGAAAUGGGGUUUUAAAUUUUUCGAUUCACGUUUACAUUGUCUUAAGGUUGAAAAAUAUAGCUUUAAAGAAUUUAAGUUGAAAUAUUUCGAGGAAUUUGAAAGAGAGUUGCUGAAGAGAAUAAAACUUGUGCAGAAAAAUAUUGAUGCAAAAUCUUCCUGCAGAAAAGUCAGUAUAAUAUCUCCGUCUGAUUGUUUAACUAGAUCCUUAACUGAACUGACACAUGACUUUGAGUGGGAAACACCUGAUCUCUUUUCACCAGUCAAAAGACGCAAAAUUCAUCAAAAGAAGGGAUCACUUAGUCUUGAUACAGAACAGCCUUCAGGAAAUUAUGUGUUCAUGUUUACGAAAUGUCCAAAGUCUGCAGCAAGUUUACGCCAAUUUGCCAAGAAAAGAGUUUUGGAUUCUGAUGUCUUCUUGGAUUCAUUAAUGCCAACAUAUUUGUUUUCUAAAUUUUGUGAUGGACUGAAGUUAAAGUUGGUUUGGAUUGAUACAGACUUUAAAGUACAUGAUAAUAGUUUUGACAUUCAGAGCCUCAAACUUGUAGAAGAUGCUAUAGAAAAAAUAAAUGGCAAAGUUAUACCUAUUGAUGCAGUUAUACAAUAUGGAAAACAACCAUUAUCCUGCCUUAGUAUCCAGAAUAUUGGUAUUGUAAAGGAUGAAAAUGAAGAGGGAGGAAAGAAAAAAGAAUUCAGUAAUGCUAUUUUACCAUUUACCACAGUUUUUGAAUUCUACUUCUCAAGGAACAGUAAAAAAUACCUAGCCAAUACCAGCUGUAAGGGCUCUAGUCAUCAGGGUAUAUUGAUGUAUAAUGAUUUACAAUUGUGCCAGCUUGAUAUACAGGUUUUACAGAAAACUCUUAGAAGAGAUAAUAUAAGUAGACCUAGUGAUGGGACUGAGAGUUGUGUAGCAUUAAAUCUACCAAGUGUUGAUGGAGAGAUUACAGUACAGUAUAACAAACUAGAUUUACUACAGAAUUUGACAGUAUUAGAAGUGUAUUGUACUUUACAUCAUUCUUCAUCACUUUGUUCUCACAACGAGGAAUUGUUUAUCUGUGUGGGAACCAGUACUGAUUCCUGUAAAUCUCAAAGAUCUUCCAUGUUUCAGAAUAUAAUAUCUCAGCUCUUAGAUGGAAAAUUUGACCUUGUGUUGUUGGCAAAAGAUUUAUCAAAGUUUUUCCUCCUGAAACCAUUAACAUCUGUAUCAGCAACCUUGACCCCAGUGUCAACAGAGGUCAUUUUAGAGGUUGAAAAACAGCUGGUUAAAAAGAAAGACAAACCCUUUGCAGCCGAGGAUAUUGAGAAACCAGCCAAAACCAAUGUAAAAGACUGGCAGGGAUUAAUGUCAAAGUUAUGUAGCAGUAAAAUACCAAAUUUCAAACAAGAAAAAAACACUGAUGAAAAGAAAAGUUCCAUUGGAGGAGUAUUUAAUCCAAGAUGUGUAGAUAAAACCCAUCUUCCAGGUUGUCAGGCACCAUUUAUCACCUUAAUUGAUAAACUUAAUGAAAGAAUUUCCCAGUUAGAGUUUCUAUCUGACAGUGAAGUUAAGACAUUGAGACAGUUACAGAAAAUGUACCAUAUAGAAAGUCGUCCACCAAAACUUAUUGAUCAUACACCACAACGCCAAGGACUUGAUGUCACACAAGACAAUGAUAAAACCAAUAUGCACUCCGAUGAUAUUCUAUUGAAAGAUGAUAAAAGGAAGGAUUCUGUACCAUCACGAGGACAGAUGAUUCUUACACGCAGUAAACAGGCAGUUAAAGAAAAAGUAGAGGAACCCAAUAAACAAACAGAAGGGGUAACAGUUAAAAGUAAACCAGUUGUUGACACACCCACUAAUGUUGAUUUUAAAGAUGAAAAUGAGCUUAAACAAUAUUUGUGCACAAUGUAUGAUAGAAAUGUGAAUGAAGAUAGUUGUUCAUCAUAUGCAGCAGUACAGCCAUUAGUUACGAUAACUUUAUAUUAUAUGAGAGAAUCAGGAAAAGACAACCCACAGGAGUCUUGCGAGCAGUUGUUAAAAUCUGGAAUAAUCUUAUCCCCAGAAAGUUUACGUGAAAAACAUCAAAAUGAAGAUGACAAACAGAUGAAGAUUAGGGAAUAUCAACUACAGAUAGUCCUAAGAUUAGAAGUUCAGUCGAUGAUACAUGGAGGAGAUCAGAAUGCAUCUGUCUUAGAAGAUAAAGUAGAUGAGAUAGUAACCUUACUAAGAACCAUCAGUUUUAUAACAGAACCAAAAUUGCUGUCAGAGUUCAUGAAAAAUUGUUUGGUGGAAAAUUUUAUUCACAACUUACCCCAGAUGUUGGGUAGUAUUUAUGAUGAACUAAUGCAACCUUAUCCUGCUGAACUGGAGUCCAUACUGUCACCAGAUCAGAGUGCUGGAGACUCGUCAGUAUUCAACCAAUCAAUGCAGAGCUGUGGAGGAGAUGUGAGCCUGUCACAACCACCGUCAAAUGUAUCAGAUGUACUCAUUGAUAGAGCUGAGAGAAAAAGUAGCAGGUCCAGAAAGCUUAUACACCAUCCAAGUCUUGCUGAUUUUGGACCUAAAAGACAGAUAGUAGUAGAUACUAAAUCAGGAAAAGAGAAAGACCAGAAAACAAACACAAAGCACAAAAGGAAAGAAAAAGAUAGAGAGAAGAGGAAAUUAGAGAGAAGACAGUCAGUUGCUGUCAUGGAAACAGUGAAGAACUCAGCAAAGAAGAAGACUAAAGCUGCUCAUAUUCUGAAAAGUCCUAAAUAUAUGAAAUCAUCUUAUAGAAAACUUGUGUCUGAGACACCAUCUCAUAAACAGAAAAGUCAGAAUAUGUGGAAAAGGUUGGAAAAAGAACGUAGAAGAACUCAAAGCGUGAUUGAUGUAAAAGUGGUCGCUGAAUCUCCUGUCAAAUUAGAUGUUGUGGAAAAACUGAGUCCAUCUCAGAAAAAACAAGCUGUAAGAAGAUCAUUUUACUCUGCAGGACCUGUUAAUAGAUCUCGUAGCUUAACAAACAGCCUUGAACUUGCUGACAGAAUUGCUGGCAGGACUAGCAACUUUGUAAAAAAAGCAAAAAGACAAAGUUUAUUUAACUUGAAGUCACCUGACAGAAACUCUUCGUUUUUAUUGUCUCAGUUGAUGAGUAGUCCAGGUUCAGUCAGAAAAACUCCUGGCAAAAAAUUAUCAUUGAGCAAAGCAUUGCAGUCACCGUGCCAGAAUACGCGAUCAAAAACACCAAGUAAAGCUUUGUCAUCUCAAAAAUCUCUUUUUAAAGAGAAAAGUCCAAAGAGAUCAAUAAAGAAGCUGUCAUUCACACCUGUGAAAAUGUCAUCCCAAGAAGUCCUUAUACCAGAUUCACCAUGUCUAAAUACAAGGUCACACACUCCAAAUAAAGGUCAGAGGGUCACUGGUACACCUUCACGAUCACUAACAACAAAUACCUUACUCAUGUCACCAAGUCAGAAUACAAGGUCCAAAAUUGUGUGCACACCUACAAGACAUAGUGUUAAAGCUAAACUUUUCAUGAAAAGUCCAGAACAUAAAACAGGAAAUAAAACUCCAGUGAAAUUUGCAUCACCUCGUAAUCCACAAAGAGGAAAAAGAGCUCUGAAUUUAAAUGAUGUUGAGAUUGAGACAAAUGAUGCUAUUGUGGUCUUGACCAAUCAAAAUUUAGGAGCCACAGAACAAUUAUCAGCUUAUCAAAUUGAGACCAAGUCUGAGAAAGAAAUUAUUAUCCAACCUCAAGCAGAGAAAACGCCAUCACCAACAAAAAGAAUGGUUGUAAAAACACCUAGCUCAAUAGAUAGUUGGCCACGAAAGAAGAAAUGGACAAAAAUUAAAUAUAGCGAAAGUCCAAAAAUUAAAACAGAUGAACCAAACUUUGUGGAAGAAAAUGGUUCAUUGAAAAGUUCUCAGUCAAAUGGUAGUAGUUCUGGUGAUGAUGAGGUUGGAAUAAGGAUCAAUGAUAAACUAGAUACAGAUGAUAGACUACAGCUGGAUAUCAAUAAUGAGAAAUCUAAAGAUUUCAUGUUUUGUAAGCCUAGGACUUCUUCCAAAAGAAGCUUAGCAGUUUCCCCUGAAGGUAAAACUUAUGAUUCCCCAGCUAAACGAAGGUGUUUUUCUCCAUUGAAGAACAACAUAAAAAAACAAGACAUGAGUUCUGUAACUCUUGAUAAUGAUGAGAAAAUACUACUGAAAACAUUUGGAAAACGAAAUUUGAGUUUAUCACCGGAAAAGUCCUUAUUAUCACCAAAUAAAAGACAGAGAAUUUCUUUGAAAUCAAUUGAUUCACCAAAACAGGGGUUUUCCCUCCAUUCACAGCUACUUUCAAAGAAUCUCACUGACACAUCUGACGUGUUAUCUAGUCAGGGCUUUGACACAAAUGUUCUGAAUUCACAAGGUAGUUUUAAGUCACAAGACUUUCUUUCUCUAACAAGUAAUGAGUCAGUGGAAUAUUUCUCGGCUUCAAAUGAUGAAGUCUUCCUAUCACCAACCAGAAGGUCAAGAAAUCUAGCCUCUUCACAAAGUCAGGAAACUGAAAAUGCAAAAUUAACAGAUUUAUCAAAUAUAUCAUUUGUAAGAACAGAUUCACCUGUAUUUGGUUCUUCAAAAAAGAAAAAGCUUGAGAAAAGACUAAAAAGUAUUGAAAUAGUUGGUGAGCAAGAUGUGGAAGGCAAUUCGAAAAUAAUUAAAAGUCCUUGUUCAAAAGUGCUGCAGUCAGAAGAUGGGAGUUCUAAAAUUUCACCAUCUGCCAGGAAAUACUCGCCAAGUGUAUCAGCUAAAAGUCUCUGUCACUUAAUUAGCUCCCCUAUCCUGAACUCUCCUGCUACAAGAGAAGGAAAAGAAGAUGGUAGUCCUAAAAUAGAUCAAGACAGUUUAAACGUUAGAAGACAAAAAAUGUCAGGAAGAAUAAGGAGAUCAUUAAUGCAGAACUAAAAUAUUUUUCACAAUACAGUACCGGUAGUUGAUUAUGUAAUAAUAAAAGGUUAUUUUUCAUUUAAAACCACUUACAUUUGAAAAUUUAAAUAAUGACAAAUGUGCCUGAUUUUUAUAAACACUUUGCUAAUCAACUCAAAACUGUUUUUUAUAUCCGAAAAUUGUUUACUGGUUUGUAUCCUAGUAAAUUCGCCAAGCCAACUGUUAUCUUUCAAUAAGUAUAAUAUUUUGGCUGUUGAUAGUUAUAUCUAACAAAUGUGAAUUUUAAUAGUUUUUAGCAAAUUUUAUAUACGUAAUCUGAAAGACUGAAUUACAGCAGUUAAUGUUUUUGUGUUAAUUACGUUAAGAAUACAUCAAAUAUCUUUCAAGGUGAAAAUAUUUACUAUAUUUAAUAGAAGAUGCCAUUUUUUCUCAAUUCAGCUUUUAAGAAAUAUUCUUUCUAUAAUAAAAAAAUUGUUUGCAUCCUAUUUAAUAGAAAUCUUUAUUGUCUUAUCUAUACUAUUAAAUGAGAAGACCUCAUUUUGUGUGUCGCUUCUCCUCCUUCCACAAUAAAUCAAUCAUCAUGCCUGUGUACCCUAUAGGUACCAUGCAUAGUAGCAUUUAUCAUCCUCUCUUACGAUUAUUCAGUUUGGGUUGUUUUGGGAGGAAAACGAAAAUAAAGGCGUCCGGAUAUUGUUUCCGUCAUCGGACUGAUUUUAAGUCACAGAAAAGACUUUAGUUUAGGACUGUUUUAAAAUUACACAUAAUUUUCAUAAGUACUUGGGGACAGGACAAGCAUUUUCACGUUUUUCUGUAUACUAUGAUCAAUCAUAUACUAUAAAUAAAGUGUAUUUGCUAUUUACUAUCAAUUCCAAUAGUUUACUAUCCACGGCGGUCACUGAUAUAUUAUAUAGAGUCUCUAUAGUAUUUAUAGUAUUAUACAUAAAAAUAGAAAACAAAAAUAACGGUCUUUGGAAAAAAAAGGGGGGAGGGCUAAAAAUAUUUUGUCCUGUCCACAAGUAUCUAUGACUUUUGAUACCUUUCCUGAAAUUCUCCAGUCAUAAAUCUUUAACAAAAAAUUAUCGUAAAACAAGUGUUUACAUACUUUCAAUUACGCUCUAAAUGCCCUCGAUUUCGCGGUUGUGUUCUUGUUCUUGUACCUUUAAAAACAUCAACACCAGUACAAUGUAAUUCAAAUCAAAGCCUGUUGUUUCUAAUGAUUUUCACUUGUGCUACCUUAAUUUAUUUAUAUGUAACAUUGAUAAGAUAUCUACUUUAUUUGGAUUGAUAAUUUGUAUACAGAACCAAAGUUUGGUUUGUUUUUGUGUUGCCUGCGAUAGUCCCAGAAUGAGAGACAUAGGGAUUUAAAUCCAGUUGUGAUGGCAGUGUAAACUAUUUUCUGUAAAGCUUUAUAUUUCAGAAGAAAAGAUAUUUAUGUGUUCACACUUAUUUCAUACUUGUUUAUCAUGACUUUUAGGCUGAUCUGAAAUUAAAAGAAUGUGGGAAAACUCACUAUAGGUCAAAUAAUCUUUAUCAAAUAAUUAUGACAACAUAGUCCAGGGAAAAUAUAAUAAAAUUUAUUUUGAAAUAAUUGAAUCGCUGAAGCCAGUGAAGCAACAGAAAAAUUACUUGUGUUUGCUUAACAAAACAUGAAAAUUGUUGUUCAGUAUCAAUAUUACACUUAUUAAAGAAAGAUUGUUCAAAAAGAUAUGAAUUUGUAACAUAAUAAUUAUGUACAUGUACAUGUAGUUGUAAUUAAUAGUAAUUAUGUACAUUAUUUAUUAUAUUUUUAUCAUGUAUCAAGACUAAGAUCAAUCUAAUAUUUAUCAAAUAAAAUUUAAUUCCUACUG